This is a messenger RNA of Lacerta agilis (Sand lizard), 1798 nucleotides long. RefSeq names its product histidine rich glycoprotein (gene HRG). Gene Ontology annotation, biological process: negative regulation of fibrinolysis; heme transport; regulation of platelet activation. NCBI's taxonomy places the organism in Eukaryota, Metazoa, Chordata, Lepidosauria, Squamata, Lacertidae. Bases 102 to 1709 code for a protein of 535 amino acids. The transcript has 7 exons. Gene Ontology annotation, molecular function: zinc ion binding; heparin binding; cysteine-type endopeptidase inhibitor activity. Gene Ontology annotation, cellular component: blood microparticle; endolysosome; extracellular region. The record is from RefSeq and is a predicted model, not a curated record.
AAACGGUGCGCCUUUAAGCAUCCGCCUGCGUGUUGCGCGCAUCUCUGGAAGGGCACUUCAAAUGUAAACUCCAGAGGAAGCCAGUUUCUAGCACGGUCAAAAUGGAGCUUCUGGCAGCUGCUGUGCUUAUAGCGGUGCUGCUCUGUUCUAAUGGCGAAAACCAAGCCGCCGUAGUUUCUGCAGACUGCAAUGAUGCAGGAAUAGAAAAGGAUGCUGGGUUGGCCCUCGACUUGAUCAAUAAGCACCGCAAGGAUGGCUAUAUUUUCACCCUCUUGCGUGUUGCCGAUGCUCACAUACAACAUGUGGGAAAUGAUUCCAUCAUGUACUUAACUCUGGAUGUGCUGGAAACAGAAUGCUUUGUAUUAUCUCGGAAAAACUGGACAUCUUGUGGAAACAGGCCGUUCUACGGCUAUACAGACUUUGGGCGAUGUAAAGCUGUUGUGCAAAUAAACCGGUUCCUUGAGGAAGAGAAACUGCAUAGAUACAACUGCACUGUGAGCCCAGUUCCACCUGAAUUAUACGAGUGCAAGGAUUGUCCAGUGAAGGUAACAGUCAUAGAAGAUGCUGAAGAGCACGUGAAGUACGCCAACAGGGUCUUGGAGCAAUACAAUCAGGACAGCAACCAGACGAACUAUUACAAGGUGGAGGAAAUAAAAAAAGUUUUCAGUGCGAUGGCCGAUCGUACGAUGUACAUUGUUGAGUUUACCAUCAAAGAAACCUCGUGCCCAAGAGCCAGUCUUGCAAGGAAUAUCUCGGCGUGUGAAUUUCUCCCUGACGGAACUGCGCGCAAAGGACUCUGUAGAGGGAAAGCCGUUAAAGAGUCGGAUGCAAAAGAUCCCAGUGUGAUUGAAAUGGAGUCCUGUGAAAUCUACGAUAUUCAAGAUACAGGAAAAGGUUGCCGUGUGUGCGGGCACGCAUGCAGGCACCCACCGCAUGGGCACCCUCAUCACCAUCACAACCAUGACCACCAGCACCAUGGUCCUUAUCACCAUCAUCGCCACAUCCAUUUUCAUCCUCAUCACAAUCACAACAUCGGACAUCGCCAACAUGGGCAUCACAAACAUCGUGGGCAUCACAGGCAUGGACAUGGGCAUCAUGGGCAUGGGCAUCACGGGCAUGCAGGGCCCAGAGGUGACCACAAUUCCUCUGGAGAAUAUCCUGACUUUCCCCCUCCUCCAGGACCCUGCUACCCUCCUCCACCCCCUGGUGGACCACACCAUUUUCCACCUGGUAACUACCCCCCACCUCCCCCAGGGCCACCACAUGGGCCUCUUUGCAACUCCCCUCCCCCUCCUGAUGACCCCGACGAUUGUCCCACAGCUCCCCAAAAUCAGCGGGUUUGCGGGCAUAGCGACCGCAGGCGCUGUCCCGGCCACAGGUGUCGCAUGAGCUCAGCUGGGAGAGGAGGAGGAUCCUCUGAAGAGCACGAUUCCUUCGGGGACCGCCACCCUUUCCACGGCAGCAAAGCCGGGUCGGUCUACUACGUCCCAGUUGCGAGUCCAGACAAUGUCCUCCAAGCUCCUGGGGCAGACUUCUUUGGUGGCCCAGACAGUCAGCAGCGAGGCCACAGGGAGCCGCCUUUGUGCGGCAAAGGCCCUCGCGAGAAACCAGCGCCGCAACCAUUCCCAGAAGCUGCUUCAGAAUCAAAAUCGUGCCCAGGGAAGCCCAAGCAUGAUCAGCCGGGCCUUUUGUCUUUGUAUCCGCAAUGAAACACAUUCCCAUUAAGCGGAAGUGUUUCCGUAACUACAUAGCUCCGCGGCCUUCAAUAGUGAAAAAUAAAACAUCUCUAUACACAAAA